Messenger RNA from Lolium perenne, 1947 nucleotides. The record is from RefSeq and is a predicted model, not a curated record. Lineage: Eukaryota; Viridiplantae; Streptophyta; Magnoliopsida; Poales; Poaceae.
AUGGUGGGGAAUGAGAGAAGCAACCUCAACCUAUCUGGAUCUGGACCUUCUCAAUCUGCACCUUCCAGCACACAGGUUGAAUCAAGGAUAUACUCUGCAAGCUUUGAUACAGACAUUGAUAUCCAGGAUGAAUACUUCACACAGGAUGGGUUCACAUACACUGGAUUGUUGCUUGGUGCUAUACAACAUCCUCCAGGAUAUGUUGUACAACAAAGAGUCGAUGAUUGCGGAAAUGAGGAAAUGUCAAAUAAUCUUCAAAGCAAUAUGGAGUUCGGAAAUAGGAAGCAAAGUAAUGAAGAAUCAUCUACAACAUUUGAAAAACAACUUGACGAAGAUCCAUGGAAUCUAAGCAUGUUUGAUGACAUACAGCUAGACCAGAUUUAUGAUGCUGCGCCAGUGGACAAAAGGGAUCAAAAGGAUGAGCAAGACAAGUCAAUGGACAAUGAAGAUAACACAGAUCAACAGAGAGAAAUAACUGAAGAGGACAUAAAUAUAUUCCUGAACAAUGAGAAAUUAGAAGCUGAGGGAGUGAAGCAGGAUGAAAAUGCAGAAAAUGAAACUGUGAACAUCUUGAAACCAGAGGUAGGAAUGGAGUUUGGUACAAGAGAAGAAGCGCAUAAAUUCUUCAACCUGUACGCUUACAAUGAUGGGUUCUCAGUCAGCAUUGUUUCAUCUUACCGAACUGCAAGCAAAAAGAGAAACAAUGAGGACUUCACCUACAACACAACCAUGCACUAUGUCCGCAGAGCAGAUUCUACAGUGCUUGCAUUUAUACGAGGAGGAAUGACACAACUUCCAUACAAUAAGAGAAAGGUCAGCAACUACAGCUCAAGUAUAAACAGGGAGGUGACAAACAAUGAUAUGAUGGAGGUCCUUGACUGGUUUGCAAUGAAAAAGAAAGAAAACCCAGGGUUCUACCAUUCGCUAGACUUGGAUGAAAACAACAAAGUAAGAAGUGUGUUCUGGGCAGAUGCAAGAGCUAUACUUUACUACGAUAUAUGUGGUGACUGCAUCAGCUUCGACACAACAUUCCUAACAAAUAAGUACAAUCUGCCGUUUGCACCGUUUGUUGGUAUCUCACCACAUGGGAAAACAUACCUAUUUGCUUGUGCAUUCAUAGUGAAUGAAUCAACACAAAGCUUCGAAUGGUGCUUUAGAGAGUUUAAGAAAGCUAUGGGAGGCAAGAGUCCUAUAUCAAUUAUAACUGACCAAGAUAAAGCAAUGGGAAGUGCAAUUCCAGAAAUUUUCAAAGAUGCCGUACACAAAUGUUGUUUGUUUCAUGUGAAGAAAAAAAUUGAUGACAAAGGAGGUCCAUUAUUCCAAGCAAACGAAGGUCUAUAUGAGGAAAUGCAAGACAUCAUUGACAAGUCACUGACAGUACAUGAAUUUGAAUCACUAUGGCAAGCAAUGAUAAAUGAGCACAAUGUAGGGCAUAUUAAGAUAUUCCAAGAUCUCUGGAAGAGUAGAAAGAAGUGGGUUCCAGUUUACUUCAAAAACAACUUCUUCCCCUUCAUACAGACUACAGCUAGAAGCGAAGGCACUAAUGCAUUGUUCAAAAAGGGUGUAGGCCCACAAUUCAGCAUGACAAGUUUCCUAAGGGAGUACCAACGCAUAAUGGAUAACAUUCAUGCAACUGAAGAUCAGUUAGAUCAUAAUGUAGUAAACAAGAAAGUUCCAGAGAAAAUGUAUCUCACUAGAUACUACAUUGAAAGGCAAGCACAUGAACUGUACAACAUAUCUAUCUUCAUGAAAUUCCAAAACAUCUUAAAAGAUGUUACAAGACUACAAAUCAGAGAUGAAGAAAAAGGGAAGAUGUACUGGGUAUUUCAAGCAACAAAUUACCCAAUAAAAGAGCACAGGAAAAGGGAUUACCUUGUUCAAGUAAAUGAAGAGACACAAGACUAUUCAUGCAUCUGCUGCCGGUUUAAUAAGGAUGGCCUGCUCUGA